This is a messenger RNA of Anthostomella pinea, 3846 nucleotides long. The record is from the annotation of a GenBank genome assembly. NCBI's taxonomy places the organism in Eukaryota, Fungi, Ascomycota, Sordariomycetes, Xylariales, Xylariaceae.
AUGGCUUCAGGCACUAUAACAAUGCCAGACACUGUCGACCCGGCAGAUGCGGCAGGUCCUGAAGCUCUUCGCACGCUGAAGACGGCCGCAUUGCGCACGUUCCGUGCGCAGAACGGUAUUAAUGCUUACACAUCGCCUCGGGCUCUUCGACGAUUCAUCGGGUCGCAACUUCCCGAGUUGCCCAACGAUGUAGGCUGUGGGUCUAGCAACCAUCAAUUGGUCUUGGUUACACCCCAAUCCUACGAACGCAAAGAUACCGGCAUCUGUUUUGUGUCAAGUGUGUGUACACAAUGUCGAUACCACUUCCACGUCAAGAACGACACGAGGCAUAGUCGAACGUUCGACAAGGAACACCCAAAGCACAUGCUCAUUGCCUGUGAGCAGAAGACCAAGGACGACCUCAGAAGAGAGAGAACUGGGUACAACGAGAUCAUUGGGUAUACCCGAUUCAUCUGCACCGCCGACGACUGCCUCUCCACCGUUGAGGUGUUUCUUAUGCCCCCAAAGCUCAGUAAUGACGAGGUCGAUAUGUUCAAAGACCCGAAUCGCGUUCUCCGUAACUUGCAACGCGCUCGCGCGGAUGACCCUGACAGGUACAACGAUGUGGGUGAUGGCUAUGGGGCGGACCCUGCUUUGACUAUCCUCAAAUACCUCACUGAUGCGCUAUUGCGCCCCCAUGGUUCUGGCCCGCUGAGAAUCAAGAAACGGAACAAAAGAUUUAGGGUUUCAUUUGCUGAAGACUUUGAUCCUCUUCUCAGACAGCUGGGAUUCCAGGACCGGGAGGAAGAAGGUGAGGCGUGCUGGUUCAUUACCGAGCCAGAAGAAGCACAGACUCCUACUCCCGUCCGAACCUUAAGAGCUCGUAUGCAGGAUACCCAGGAGGAACUAAAGUUGCUCGUUGAGGGUCAGAAGACAACGCCGGCAUGGGACCCGCUACUCAGAGCGUUCCAGGGCGACUACAACAGCAUCGGUGCAGACCCCGUUGCAUACCAGCAGACCAAGGAGCCCGACCUGGCGUUGCUGGGUUGCUUAAUAGAUUAUCAACCUCACUUGUUCAGUUGGGCUGCUAUUCUUCUCGCCAAGAUCUGUCCCCGGCGCCGCGACGAGUUCCUUGACGCUGGUCUUCGUUGCAUUCAGCAGCGGAGCGAAGAAGCCUCGUUCGACAUCACUGUUUUUAGGUCCCAGUUUGACCCAAGCACUUCCGUUGACAUAACCGUACAGAUUGCCUACAAGUUCUUCGACAGCUCUCCCAAUGAUGGCAACUCCUCUGACUGGAUUUUGAGCAAAUACUACCUUAUCACUGAAGCCGAUCCCAGCGACGAUGAAAAGGCCCUGGCACUCCACCAUCUUGAAGUCAUAAGUAAUAACAUCGGCAGAGACCUCGUGGCCCUGGUUACUAAGGGUAGUUUCGGGACGGCGGUGCGUCCGAUUACUCAAGGUAGUGUGGACCAACCUCUCACUCAAGGUAGUUUCAACAACCCUCUCGAGGAAGUGCCUGUGCAACCGGCGUUCAACAGGAAGAUGAGCAUUCGAUCCGCCACCAAGCUGCUCGACAUUGAUGCGAACUAUUCUGCAGAAAUAAUACAGGACUUUGCCGGAAACGUGGGUGAGAAGGUAGAUCGCGUGAAGGUUGUGGAGGCUCUUGAGGUGUUGGGUGAUCUCAAGAAGCAACAAAAUCUAGCCGAAGAAGCUGCAAAACUCCAGGAGACUGCGGACUUCCUCAGGGCAACCGGAAAUGUCGCUAAAGGCGAGAUGGCCAUUCCAUCGCUUGUCAACCAGCAGCCCUUCUCCGCUGACCCUGCGUCUUCCAUGAAUGCCCCUCCGGGUCUACGAAACAUCGGCAAUACUUGCUACUUGAACAGCCUUCUGCAGUACUUCUACAACGUGAAGGCUGUCCGUGACGUGGUUCUUAAUUUCGAUCAAAUACAGUUGGAGCUGGAUGAGGACAUAGUGAGCAAGCGACGCACAGGCGGUAAUGGUACAAGCGUCAACAUAGAAGAGGCUAUUGUUGCUCGCCAAUUCAUCGAGGAGCUUCGUAAGCUCUUUUCGGAUUUGCAGUCAACCACUGAUUCUGCAGCUCAGCCGUCGCAGAAGCUUGCCAAUACGGCGCUCUCUUCUGCGAAAGAGAUCCUGAGUGAGAGUGCCGACAACCAGCCUCCACCCCUGCCGGCACGUCCUUCUCCAGCGCCACCAGUUCCGCCGAAAGAAGACGUCGACAUGGUCAACGUCACCAUUGAGCCCAUCAACGACCAAGUAGAGACCGCUAGUUCCCGCAGCUCGCACACGCUGGUCAAUGAGGGAGAAGAGACCAGACUUGAAUCUCUUGUCCAGAUGACGCAAAACGACGACAAAGGCACCGAUAACGAAGUUGUCGAUGGACUGUCCUCCUCACAAGCCCAGAUCAAUGCCUCGAAUCCGCUUCAUUCGGGCGAAGAUGUCGAGAUGAAGGACUCUCCCGAAGUUGCAACGUUGGAGGAGAAAAUGGCUCAGGUUUCUCGACGCUUGGAGCAAUCAGAUCGUUCGGGGACAUCACAGCAGGAUGUUGAAGAGAUCAUCGGUAACAUCCUGGAGCAUCUAAUGCGCGCUAUUCGACCGGACAGCCCAAUGCCCGGGAAGCCCGAUCUACAAACCGACAAGAUUACGGAAAUAUUCUUUACCAUGAUCGUGAACUGCACUGUCAAGACAUCGCCGGGUCCCAGUGUUAGUACCAUGGAUUCGGCCGUGGAAGAAAACAUACUCAACGAGGAAAUCGUCCCCGAACGUUGGAUAACAGCUUUCCCGCACCCUGAUAAGGCAAACAAGGUGAAAAGUACAUUGUACGCAGCACUUGACCGCUACUUCUCUUAUGAGCUCCUUGCUGAUGGGAGCAUUGCCCGCUACACAACGAUUCGGGCAUUGCCCCCGAUUGUUCACAUCUGCAUCCAGCGCUCUGAUGCCUCUGGGGUGAAGAACAAGAACCCCGUCGUUAUCCCCGAGGUCUUGUACCUGGACCGUUACAUGGAAACCGAGACCGGGUCAUACCUAUGGAACACACGUCGGCGAGUUUGGGCGCUUAAGGAGCGCCUCCAGGUACUUGAGUCUAGGUCCAUGAACACAUGUGAAAACAUCUUCAAGGAGACACAAGUCGAUCGACGGGCGCCUAACGAAGUCAGCGAUCCUCGGACGGUUCAUGCUGAGCCGGGUGACAUCUUCAAGUUGGACGAGGGUCUGAUGAAGGACAUAGGUCGUCCCAGGAAGCGCAAGGUUUUCGACGCUUCUCCAAACGAUUCAUAUCAAUCGAUACCCUCUAAGAGGCAAUCAUUGUCACCAGAGCCGCACAAUUCGACAACCAAGUUUGUGGACACUCUGUGGGAAUCUAGUCAAAGUCUAGACGUGGCGGACGCGGUGGAGAUAAGCCAACUACGGAAAGGAGAGGAUGAGGCCUUUACGUCGAUGCAGCAAGAGAAGUAUAGUCUCCAUGCUGUAAUCUGCCACGGUGGCGGUAUGAAUGCUGGUCAUUACUGGGUCUGGGUGCGAGACUUCAAGAAGAAUGUAUGGUACAAGUACAACGACAGCCUCGUCACCGAGGACAGCCGUGACUCGCAGUCGGUUCUAGACGAGCUGAACAACAGUGGCGAUCCUUACUACGUUGCUUACGUACGAGACGAAAUCAAGGACGAUCUUGUCGAGGUACCGCAACGCCAACAGCAGGAAAACGGGGAAGCACAUUCAGGCGAUCUGGAUAUGCAGACUAUUGAGGGUAUAGUGCCUCCAAGCAGCCCGACAACGAUGGUUCCUAGCAGCCAGACCGCGUAUGCUACCAGCGAGAAGGCGGACGAUGGUCUUCCCCCGUACGAGAUGCUCUGA